Molecule: messenger RNA, 1463 nt
Organism: Lacerta agilis (Sand lizard)
Lineage: Eukaryota; Metazoa; Chordata; Lepidosauria; Squamata; Lacertidae
Product: spermatogenesis-associated protein 7-like
Exons: 10
Coding region: 1-1215 (404 amino acids)
Biological process (GO): photoreceptor cell maintenance; protein localization to photoreceptor outer segment; protein localization to photoreceptor connecting cilium
Cellular component (GO): photoreceptor distal connecting cilium; rod photoreceptor outer segment; ciliary basal body
Source: RefSeq, a predicted model, not a curated record
AUGCCCACUUUUUCCCUCUCUCCUCAAGGGUCCCAGAUAGACAUGAUCCCAAAGUAUUCCUUGAUGGGGCCUUUCAGAGGACACAUGAGUAUCAAAAGUAGCUCCUUUUCUCCCAGUUCUUCAUGCAAGUUGUCAAGCCAGUACAUCAUUCAAGAUCACAUGUCUACACAUUACAGAAAAUUGCUAUCUGCCAAAGCUGCUGUUGAUUCAUCUGCUCCAAAGAGUUUGAGCACGAGCAUUAAAUACCAGGACCAGCAGAAAAGAGAGGCACUCAUUAAAGCACUUGAGAAAUACAAGAAAGAAAUGUCCCGGAUCCCUUCUGGACCUCCAUGUCAUCCCAGGAGUGUUUCCACAGAGAAUUGUAAAUGGUUACAGAACAGCCCGACUUACACUUCCAGUGGACGAAUGCGAUCCUUGGAAAAAACAGAGCAGCACUCUCCUCUGUGUUUCAAGAAGAUGCUUUCAAGUAGUCAUUCCCCAGUCCUAAGAGCAGAGGAGGCCAUCCAUGAUAUUGUCCAGUGGUCUUUAUCUCAGACUCAAAACAGUGGCAGAAGUAUAUUCCUGCAACGUUCUCUUUCAUCCACCAAGUCUCACCUGCCAGUUCUGAGCCAUACCAGAAAGGAGAAGCUUCAAAUCCGUCAGAAUAAUUUUUUUGCUGCUGAUCUCCUGGACAGACAUGCACAGUGGUUCACUGAAACAGUGAAGCCUUUCACUCCCAGAGUUUUGAAAACAGCAAGCAAGCCAUACCUUUCAAAAUACAGGUAUUAUAAUGGCCCACAUGGAAAGAAAAGUCCCUCACUUCAUCAACAAUCGUUCAAGAGACCAAAUAAGUUUAACAGGUCUUCGGAAGAUGAAUGUCUAAGAUAUUAUGCAGAUUACUCUGUGAGGCAUCCAGUCAAGAAACACCCACAUAACCCAAUUUCUCUUCACUCACUGCUUCUUGCAAAAGAAGAAGAGUUGAAGUACCUUCAGUUUCUCCAGGAACUUGCAAGUGACAUUUUGAGGAGAAGCUGUUACCGCAAGGAGGCAGUGAGCGAUGUAUUUCAGAUGCACACUAGAAAAAGAAGGUAUGACCUUGAUGAGGUAAAAAUGCGAAGAAUUUUUCAAGCCCUGAAGGAUGAUUUGAACAUCUGCCCUCAUCGGCCAGAUUCUCCUGUCUUUUACACUUGCUUGAAGCACAGGAGAAACUGUCUCAACACAGCCACCACCUUUUAAGUCAAAAAUGGUCUUCUGAAGCAUCAGACUCAAACAAGCAUAACAGACUUUAUAAUAAGAGAGGAAGGGAAUUUACAACGUAGAGAGGCAUUCAGAGUACUGUAAACAUUAAUGAAACUUAACUUGAAUAUUGUACUAUCUGAAGAGAAUUGCGGUUGAAUCCUAGACUUCUCCAUGCAAACAUUUUUUAUAUUCUAUGUACUAAUAGUGAACUCAUUCUGACUGUUGGUAACAGCAUCAUCCUUACA